This is a messenger RNA of Purpureocillium lilacinum, 1449 nucleotides long. RefSeq lists its product as uncharacterized. NCBI's taxonomy places the organism in Eukaryota, Fungi, Ascomycota, Sordariomycetes, Hypocreales, Ophiocordycipitaceae. The record is from RefSeq and is a predicted model, not a curated record. Gene Ontology annotation, biological process: carbohydrate catabolic process; fungal-type cell wall biogenesis. Gene Ontology annotation, molecular function: mannan endo-1,6-alpha-mannosidase activity.
AUGAAGUUCGUCAAGAGCGGCGCCCCGGUCCUGGCGGCCAUGAGCGGUAUCAUCGCGCCCAAAGACCUCAAGGUCGACAGCCCGAGUUCUAUUCGCAACGUUGCGGCGACUGUAGCCCACGAUGCCAUGGCCUACUACAAGGGCAACCUGACCACCGAUCCCAACUCCGUCGACAUCGGAGAUGUCCCUGAGCCAUACUACUGGUGGGUGGGUGGCGCUCUCUGGGGCGCAAUGCUGGACUACUAUCACUACACCAAGGACCCCAGCUACAACGACGUUGUGCUGCAGGCCCUGCUGCAUCCCACCAACCUUGCCCCGACCUUCGACUAUGUGCCCAAGGAACACGCCAAGGAGGAGGGCAACGACGAUCUCUUCUUCUGGGGCUCUGCCGUCAUGUCCGCCGCGGAGCGCAACUUCCCGCAGCCCAACGCAAACGCCCCCGCGUGGCUCGAUAUUGCAUCCAACGUUUUCAACUCUCUCGUCAGCCGCUGGGAUACCGGCAACUGCAAUGGCGGACUGCGGUGGCAGAUCUACGCCGACAACCCCAACGGCAUGACGUACAAGAACUCCAUCAGCAACGGCGGCCUGUUCCAGCUGGCUGCGCGACUGGCCCGAGCGACUGGCAACCAAACAUAUCUCGACUGGGCACAGAGGGCUUGGGAUUGGUCUGCCGAGGUGGGCAUCAUCGACCCUACCAGCUACCACAUUUACGACGGCGUCGACAUCAAGACCUCGUGCAAGCAGGUCAACAAGGCGGCCUUCACCUACACGAGCGGCGUGUACAUCUACGGUGCUGCAGUCAUGGCCAACUACACGGGCAAGAAGGAAUGGGUUGACCGCACCAGCAAGCUCAUUGACGGCGCCGGAUGGUUCUUUCAAAGCGACGGCAACGCCAAGAAUGUCAUGUAUGAAGCAGCCUGCGAGACCAACGACAAGUGCAACUACGACAUGAUCACCUUCAAGGGCUACCUGUCGCGCUUCCUGUGGCAGACGUCGGUCAUGCUGCCCUCGCUGCGCAACAAGAUUGAAGACUACAUGCUGCCGUCUGUCAAGGCUGCCGCAUCCGUCUGCACCGGCGGCAAGACCGGACAUGAGUGUGGAAUGAAGUGGUUCACGGGCUCGUUCGACAACAAGGCGGGUCUGGGUCCGCAGAUGUGCGCGCUCGAGGCGAUCCAGGGCUUGCUCAUCCACGAAGCUGAGGCACCCCUCCGCGGCAACGAAAUCAAGCACGUUCGCGACGCCAAGUGGACGCCCAUUAACACCUACAAGCCCGACACGGCCAAGACAAGCAAGCGCGACGCCCCUGUUACUAUAAGGACAUCGCGUCGUGGCGUCUCUUCGCCGACCAAGAGGUCUGAUGCCGCCGGCCGGCUUCUCCGCAGCGGCGAGACACUCUCACUCGCUCUUUUCGGCCUUGCCAUGACGGCCACGGCCUGGAUCAUGGCAUAA